UCCAUGUGCCAUCUAUAGAUUCAUGCACUCACUCCUUGGUUGCAUCACAAAAUACACACCAAACAAUACAGUAGUACACAAAGGGAAGAACCGAAGCAAGAAAGCCAUGGCGCUUGCGAGAGCAGUACUCUCUCCGCUCGUCUUCCCCCUGCUCCUGCUCGCCGCCGCAACAUUCGACGCUUCCAUCCUGGAGGACACCUGCAAGUCGCUGGCCGCCAACCACACGGCCAUCGACUGCUCCUACUGCAUCAGGUUCUUCCAGGGCAGCAAGGAGAGCGCCGCCGCCGCGGACAUGCACGGCCUCGCCGCCAUCGCCGUGAAGAUCAUUGGCGAGGCCGCCGCGCCCACCACCAGGCGCAUCGCCGCCUUGCAGGCCUCGGAGAAGGACGCGAAGACGCGGGAGUGCCUCCGCCUGUCCUCCGAUCUGUACGCCUACAUGCUCGCCCUGCUCGACGACGAGGCGAAGGGUCUCGCCUCAGGUGACGCCGCCAAGAGUAGCCAGAGCUCGCAGCAGCAUGCGUUGCCGCCGGUUCCCGACGUCGCGCGGUACGAAGCGGACGCCUGCGAGGACAGGUUUCGCGGGAACAAGGAGAGCCUGCCGCUGGUUGCGGAGUACGACGAGUUUAGGCAGAGUGCAUCCAUCGCUCUCGCGUUAUUAGAGGCGAUCUCACCGCCCAGUGACUGAAUAUGUUUACUCUGGGAUUUUGUAUGACAAAGAGUGUCAUAGAUGAAUAAACAUGGCAACUUUUAUUUUUCUAGAGACAAAUCCUGAGCUCCAGAUAGAUGGAUGUUAUGGACUAACUGGAUCUCUACAAAAUUCGCUUAUUAUAAUUUUUGUUCACAUGAUUGUGUGGUGACUCAUAAGAUUGGGCGAUGAAAGUAUUAUGCCUGUAGUACUUUGGA
Messenger RNA from Oryza brachyantha (malo sina), 903 nucleotides. RefSeq lists its product as uncharacterized. The coding region runs from base 23 to 685 and encodes 220 amino acids. Gene Ontology annotation, molecular function: enzyme inhibitor activity. Lineage: Eukaryota; Viridiplantae; Streptophyta; Magnoliopsida; Poales; Poaceae. The transcript has a single exon. The record is from RefSeq and is a predicted model, not a curated record.